CUUUAAAAUGAUUCUGUUCAUAAGAACGAGUCGUUCAUGAAUCAGGCAUCACAAUCAGCGUCGUAUAACGGGAUCUGUGACUCGGCAGGGCGAUGGCUCGGACCCUACACCGAGACAAAAUAAAGCUGGACACGGAAAACCACUGCACUCCAUCGCACCGUGUUUAAUAAGCGCGUGACUGACAGCGAGCGCGCGGCCGGCGGUCCGGUGACGUCAGAGGAGCGGCUGUCCUCUCAUUGUCUGUAAAACCGCUCGUUUUCGUCACUUACACCUGAUUUAAACGCGUCCACGUGACUUCUGUGUUCUCCGCGGUCGCGUAUUACAUUUAAAUGUAUAAUCUAAGAUCAAAUGCUGUUUGUUUGUGAUCUGACACGCUGUUUGUGUAUAAAUCAGAGGGGAGUCAGUCUGGUGCUACUGUAAGCUGUGAUCAGAAGAUACGUGCUUUAUAACGUGUUGUGUUUGCUCUGCAUGCUGUCAGAACUAGUAUGCUGCUUGAUAUAUGUUGACAGAGCUGCGGCUGGGGGUCAGAUUGUGUCCGGACACCCCAGCCAUCCCCCCGAGGGCCGUGGCUCUGCUGGACCCAGAGGUCAGAAGGGGCCCAGGGGUUUCUAGGGGCCCACAGCAAUUUCCUAAUCGUGCUUUUAAGAAGGUCCUAGAAUUCCUAUCUCCGGCCGGGUUGUGGGCUGUCCAUGCCGGUGUCCUGCUGCGGGACCGUCCAUCACGGCUCCUCUCCGAGGAGGAUCAUCCAGAAGAACCCAGGAAUCAGGACUUGUUUGAGUCAGCCGUGCUCUUCUGUUGGACUGAGGAUGCUGCGGACUGCUCUCAGUCUGGAGCGAGACGAGGAGCAGGAGGACGAAGGAGAAGACCUGAGGGAUGGUGGGAUACCGUUCAUUAUUAACAGGGGGGGUCUGCCCAUAAACGAGGAGACCUGGGAGCAGAUGUGGCGGCACGUGGCCCGCAUCCACCCGGAUGGAGAAGCAGUGGCCAGGAGGAUACGGGGAACCAGCGACCUCCCCAAGAUACCAGUACCAAGUGUGCCUACAUUCCAGCCCAACAGCAGUAUUCCCCAGCGUCUGGAAGCCAUACAGAGAUACAUCAGGGACUUGCAAUACAAUCACACUGGAACACAGUUUUUUGAGAUCAAGAAGAUCAGGCCACUCACAGCAUUGAUGGACAUUGCCAAGGAAAUGACAAGAGAAUCUCUACCAAUUAAAUGUUUGGAAGCCGUUAUCCUCGGAAUUUACCUCACCAACAGCAUGCCGACCGUCGAGCGGUUUCCUCUCAGCUUUAAAACGCAAUUCUCAGGGAGUCAUUUUCGUCACAUUGUGCUGGGUGUCCACAGCGGCGGUCGCUUUGGUGCUCUGGGCAUCAGUCGCCGCGAGGAUUUGAUGUACAAACCGCUGGAGUACAAAACACUCACGGACCUCCUUCAAGAGUUCCAGGUGGCUUAUCGGAGGUACUGGCACACACUGUGCAAGGUCAAGAUCGGUCAUUAUGUGUCACACGACCCACACAGUGUGGAGCAGAUUGAGUGGAAGCAUUCGGUGCUGGAUGUGGACAAGCUGUCCAAAGAAGAGCUGAGGAAAGAGUUGGAGAGACACACUCGGGAUAUGAGGUUGAAGAUUGGUAAAGCUGCUCCACCAUCACCGCCUAAAGACAGGAAGAAGGAUAUGGGAUCUCCUCUGAGGACCCCAUGCAGUCCGAUGCGCAAGAACAGCCAAAGCGACAGACGGUCAUCAGUGGAGAAGCGGGCCGGGCCGGCAGGGCCCACGGCUGAUGUGAACGGAUACCAGAUCAGGGUCUGAGAGAAUGAAGAGACAAAGGCCGAAACAGCCGUGAGAGGAUGAAGAUGUGUGUUCACUUGAAGACGUAUCAUGCUACACAGAGAAUGUGUUCACUUAUAAGGGUAGACAUGAACACCUUCUCUAAUCAUUCAUUCAGUAGAAUAGCCACAUUAGGAACAAUGCAUCAUAUUUAUAUUCAUUUCAAUACUUUUCAUAUUUAAUCUGUAAAUACAAUGCAAGUUAACCUUUAACUCUACUAGAGGAUAGCCUGUAGUCCAUUUUUGGGGCCUUGGAUCAGUUUUUGGACUGCAAUCAUUUUCUGGCUCAGUGUUUUUGUCUUGUUUUCCGGUAUAGUCUUUACAUUUCUAAAUCAUUCAAGAAACUUUUUCUUUUGAAGCAAAACAACUUAAUUUUGAGUCUUGUUUUCUUUGGGGGGGGGGGGAGGAAGUAGUAAAUAUUUGCUGGAAACAAGUAAAAAAUAUGUGUCACUGGUGUCAAAUGUUUAGUUUUAUUGUUUUUAGCCUCUAGUAAAUAUUUCUUGAUAGAAAAAUGGGUUGCACUUUAUUUUACAGUAUGUGUACUAACAUGUACUUAUAGUGUACUUACAGUGUAUUUAUCUAAGAAAGUUCUGGUAAUACAAGGUAACUACAUGGGGUAGGGUUAGGUUUAGGGGUAGGUUCAGGUUAAAUACCUAAUUAUUACAUGGUUAUUGUAAUUACUAUAAUAAGUACAUAAGUAUGUACAUGAGGAACAGGACUGUAAAAUAAAGUGCUACCGAAAAAUCUUUAGAUCAUUUUAAUGGAAAACAGAACAAAAAAUAAAAUUUUCUAGCUUCCCCUUUUAAUGCAGUUUAUUUUUCUGAGCAUGCUGGCAAAUAUGUGUUUGUUUUGAACAAACUCACUUCUUUUUGAUGCGCAGAGUUAAGACUCGGUUUCAUUUAGUUUCUAGAGUAUACCAAGGCUCGUUAAUAUAUAAUUUGUAGUUGUGGUGCUCAUUCAUUUUUGGUGGGUGCUUCGAAAUCUUUAAAGUUGGGCGCACCAGUGCUAACAAGUAAAAAAAGUUAAUUUUCGAGCCCUGUACACGCAUCUUGAUAUUUGAAUAUUUAGAUACUUGCACUGGAAAACAAGACAAAAAUACAGAAGAUAUAUAAUUUUUUUUUUUGCAGUGUUGCAAUCCCCCCGACACACUUUUUGCACUUAGCGACACUUAUAGUAUAGACAUUUCUUAUUUAGUCAUCAGGUUUCAUGAGUGAUUCCAGCCUGAACUACAACAGAGCAAAUAUUUGGCUUUGAAAGAGGAAAAGCACUCCCACUGGUGAAUCUGAUGGCUUUAGUACUGAUCAUGAUACCGCUUUAAUUGACAUGUGUGUAUGUAAAUGAUGUUGCAGAUCAGAAUAUACAGGGUUCAGUAGUUAUGAAUGCAGCCCUCGCUCCCUGUAGGUUUAGAAAUGUUUUUAACUUUUGAAAGACUGGAUGCUCAAUUAUACACAUCCAAGUUUUUAAAGUCAACAUGAAAUUGACUUGAAUUCAUGUUCCUGCCCUUAAAUAUUUCAUCAUUGCAUCAUAUGCUAGAGAAAUAGCCUAAAUGUUUGUCUUUAUAAUCUUUCAUCAAAAUAUGUCAUGCUUCUCCCCUGAUGUCACGUUCUCAUAAUGACCAACCAACUAUCAUUCAUUGAUUUCUCUGUUGAAUACCUCGUAAUGUGUUGUGACUGUGAGCAUCAUUUCAUGUUGACUUUAGGAGUAGCGUGGUGUAGACAUGUAACAGUCUGUUUCAUUAGCAGAUGUUCUCCUACAGUAGACACACACUUGUGAGACACUAUGAAGUGCACUAGUGUGAUUCUGAUGUGUGCAGAAGACACUGAUGCUGGUGCUGUUAAAGGUUCUUCAUUAGAACUGCAUCCUGCCACAUGAUUCACUAACUGUGUGUGAUUAACAGAUGUUGCUGUUGUUGAUUUUUCACUCUGACGUCACGGCACUGAAUGUCUUUCAAACACUCACUGGCUCUUUUGUGACACUUGAAACUGAAAUGUACAAUAAAUUGCCUAUAAAUUGUUUUUGUCAAACAAGAAA
Carassius auratus (goldfish) is the source of this 3853-nucleotide messenger RNA. RefSeq names its product vasohibin 1 (gene vash1). Gene Ontology annotation, biological process: regulation of angiogenesis. The transcript has 7 exons. NCBI's taxonomy places the organism in Eukaryota, Metazoa, Chordata, Actinopteri, Cypriniformes, Cyprinidae. The record is from RefSeq and is a predicted model, not a curated record. The coding region runs from base 690 to 1805 and encodes 371 amino acids. Gene Ontology annotation, cellular component: cytoplasm.